AUGGGGAGUGAAGACGUUCUUUGGAGUGCACACCAUGGCGGCGGUGACCGUCAUGUUUCCUUUUUGGCGCUUCUGUGGGUCGUGGAGAAACUGGUGCUGUGGGCACGUUUGUUGUUUACUGUGCGUGCGCUGGUCACAGUGGUGCAAGCCAAGGUCGCCCAAAGGAAAGGACAUUGCAGGGUUUAUGGUAAUGAAGCGAAUGAUGUUUGGUGUGCCUCUAAAAUCUCCACAGAUCAUCACGCACCAUCGCAAAAGAGCUUGCAGGGUAGCCCUUGCAGUUCAUUCCAGUUCUUUUCAGCAAAGCAUUAG
Messenger RNA from Durusdinium trenchii, 309 nucleotides. The record is from the annotation of a GenBank genome assembly. NCBI's taxonomy places the organism in Eukaryota, Dinophyceae, Suessiales, Symbiodiniaceae.